This is a messenger RNA of Colossoma macropomum (tambaqui), 1000 nucleotides long. Its product is annotated as protein B4. NCBI's taxonomy places the organism in Eukaryota, Metazoa, Chordata, Actinopteri, Characiformes, Serrasalmidae. The transcript has 5 exons. The coding region runs from base 61 to 936 and encodes 291 amino acids. The record is from RefSeq and is a predicted model, not a curated record. Gene Ontology annotation, cellular component: nucleosome. Gene Ontology annotation, biological process: nucleosome assembly. Gene Ontology annotation, molecular function: structural constituent of chromatin; DNA binding.
UAAGAGGCGUUUUAGUCCGAGUCUUCUUGGUUUUUUUUUAUAGUCUUCGAGUGUUUAAAGAUGGGUCCUAAAAAGGCAGCUGCUGAAACUAAACUUAGCUCUCCUCCAGCUCGAAGCCCCGAGACGAAAACGAGCGAGGAAACCAACGCAGAAGUUUCUGAAGACCAGACUAAAGCCACGGUGCCGCGGAAGGCCUCCACUCAUCCACCCACGAUUGAGAUGGUGAAGGAGGCGCUGAAGGAGCUGGACUCUAGGAAAGGCGUUUCUGCUCAGGCUAUCCGCACCUUCAUCAGAGAAAAACACCCAACAGUGGACGAGACGAGGGUCAAGUUCAUGGUCCGUAAAGCUCUCCUUAAAGGUCUAGAGUCGGGUGCUUUUGUGCGACCUGCUAACUCCAGUUCAACUGGAGCCCAGGGCCGCUUCCGGCUGGCAGUUAGAAAGCCUAAAGAUGCUAAACCACCCAAGAAGACCAAAGAGGCUAAGGAGAACACUAACCCCAACGUUGGCAAGGCCAAAGCUAAGGAUGCAGGGGCAGAGAAGACAAAGCCUGCAAAGAAAAAGUCUGCAGCAGAUGGGGACAAACCUAAGAAACCCAAGAAAGAUGCUUCGGCUUCAAAAGUGGCUCCAGCAAAGAAACCCAAGGCCAAGCAAGCUGCCAGUAAUGCAGAAGAGCCAGAACCUAAAGCUCAAACCUCAAAGAGCGAGGGAGCAGAGUCGGGGAAAACCGCAGCGAAGAAAGCAGGAAAGAAAGGGGCCCAGAAAGCUGAGGAAGGAGGAAACGAGGGAGCGGAAGUGGCAGCAGCACCAAAGAAAGGGAAGAAAGCAGCUCAGAAAACGGAAGAUGGAGAGAAGAAAGCGAAUGAUGGAGGAGAUGAAGGUAGCGCUGCAGCUCCUAAAGCCUCGGGGAGAAAAGGCAAGAAAGCAGCUGAGAAAUGAAUAGAAAAUUGAAAAUUUUAACCUCUGCACUUUUAUGUAUAAACAAUAAAGCCUUUUGUACUUA